Colletotrichum costaricense is the source of this 1083-nucleotide messenger RNA. RefSeq lists its product as uncharacterized. NCBI's taxonomy places the organism in Eukaryota, Fungi, Ascomycota, Sordariomycetes, Glomerellales, Glomerellaceae. The coding region runs from base 1 to 1083 and encodes 360 amino acids. The record is from RefSeq and is a predicted model, not a curated record. The transcript is spliced from 9 exons.
AUGGUUGACUCUCAGAGAACCACUGGAGCUGAAGAGAGCGCUGUGGGCACUGCUCCCUCACCAUCUGCCAACAACCUGGAGCCUACUCGUAGCACCGGCCACGAUAUUGCAAUCAAUCACGGCCCCAUUCUAGAGGCCGAAGCAGAGAACAGCGACUUAACAGACGACGAUGCCUCGGACAGAGCGGCAAGUGUGGCAUCUUCAAGCACAAGCUUGUCCAGCUCGAUUCUUCAGCAUCGCUUGGAGAAUGGAAGAACUUACCACAAAUACAAAGACGGAAAAUAUCUUUUCCCCAACGACGAAAGAGAGAACGACAGGCUUGAUUUGCAGCAUAAUCUUUAUCUGUUGACGCUAGAAUAUAAGCUAGGUCUUGCUCCCCCGAACAACGAAAAUUCAGGCGUUAAGCGCGUCCUGGACAUCGGGACAGGCACGGGACUCUGGGCUAUCGAAUUCGCCGAUGAACAUCCCGAAGCUGAGGUUCUAGGGGUCGAUCUUACUCCGGUACAGACUCAAUUUGUUCCGCCGAAUCUCAAAUUUGAAGUUGACGACAUUGAACAACCCUGGACAUUCAGCCAGCCUUUCGACUACAUACACAUUCGUGGCAUGACCUCUAGUGUCUCUGACUGGCAUGCAUUCUUCAAGCAAGCAUACAACGGCCUUACUCCCGGUGGUUAUAUCGAACUAUUCGAAGGUCAUGCGCGCACACAGUCGGACGAUGGGUCAUUGACUCCUAAUCACGCAUUCUGGCAGUGGGCAGACAAGCUGGACGAGUGCUGCAAGAUCCUCGGCCGUCCAUUUGUCCACGUUCCGAGUCUUGUUCCUAUCCUUGAGCAAGCGGGUUUUGUCGAUGUGACCAUCGUUCCGUUCAAGUGGCCCAUCGGCCCGUGGGCAAAAGAUCCAUAUUACAAAGAACUUGGGGUGUGGGCUCUUGAGAAUGCCUCCGAGGGCCUCGAAGCUUGGACAAUGGCAGCACUGACUAGGGCGCUCGACUGGAGCAAUGCAGAGAUGGGUGAUUUAUGGCAAAAAGCCAUUGUAAAAGGCUUAGAGAUUGAAAAUGCUGUCGGAAUUUCAUUUCAGAUCUAG